Molecule: messenger RNA, 585 nt
Organism: Mitosporidium daphniae
Lineage: Eukaryota; Fungi; Microsporidia
Exons: 1
Coding region: 1-585 (194 amino acids)
Cellular component (GO): nucleus
Source: RefSeq, a predicted model, not a curated record
AUGCAUAGCGAUCCACAGACAACCACGCUGAAGGAGACCCGUAUUUCGCUCGAAAAGGAGUUUCCUGGGCGCCCAGAGCUUAUCUCGCCACAGAUGCGGAUGCUUAUCAUUGAGGAGAUCAGAUCUGAAUUGCGCAAGAGAAUGGAUGUCAAUUCCGAAUCGCUUGAAAUCCUGCAAGAACAGAGCGAUCACCAGCUAGCAUUGCAACUGGCCCGUGAAGAACGUAUGGCAACGAAACGACCAAAGCGGAGUACAGGCAUACAUGGCAGCAUCACAUCUAAAAAGAAGGCUGCGCCAAUCAAAAAGAAACGUACAGGCGUGUCAAAUUUUCCGGUCUUACACGCCUCACCCAAGCUUAGCAUCUGCCUCGGCGGACGGACAGAGGUCACCUCUGCGGAGGCCAUCAAACUAAUAUGGGUGCAUAUUAAGGAGGCGGACCUUCAGGAUCCUCGCGAUCGGAGAUACAUCCUCGCCGAUGAGAAACUCGGUGGCAUUUUUGGAAAUCACCGGCGCGUCCAUAUGUUCCAUUUGGGACGAUUCGUCCAACAGCAUCUGUUCAAAACGAAACAGGUUUAUUUAGAAUAA